ACGCUCCGUUGAGCUCAGAAUCGUUAGUCAAUACUCCUCAGAGUCGUUGGCCUUUGCGGGACCCGGUUAGCUCUAGCCCCGUAAUAAUGGCUUAAAAAAAAAAAGAAAAACUUGGCAGUUUAAAACAAAAAACAAUUCCACCAUUCCAGGCGAUUUCUUGCAUGAGAUGACCUCCUCCCUUUAUCAGUUCACACUUUUGUUUUCCUGGAUCGCCAUAUUUGGAUUUACAUUCUUACAAUCGAUCUGCAGUGAGGUGUAACUUAUAUAGGACCUAUCACUGCCACUGACAGUUAGUGUUUGGAGAUUGUCAGGACCUACAGUCUCGCCUGAUUUCUGACAGCCAAGGUUAAAAGAGAUUUAAAACUUGGAUAUUCUCCACCACAGUUGACAAAUUGUUCUGUCUGCUAUAUACAUAUCUGGUUUGACGUUAGUAUUAUUAUACCAGUGAAGAUAUUGGUACUGACUUUGACCAACCAAAACAAUCAGAAAAUGACUUAAAACGUAGUCAAGGCAUAUUUUUGGAAUCUUCUGGAAUCUUCCGACUAAUUAAGCUGAGGCUGUUCCCCAACUUCUGCACAGUGCGUUCUUCAAACCAAGAGUGGUCCCAUCCUUAACAACUUUGGAUAUACUGGUUGCUCUAAAGUUUUUUGGUUGCCCAAAGACAACGUGAUCUUCCACAUCAUGCUGCGAUCACCAGAGAAGGACCUGCCUCCUCGUGUGCCGCCCCUGGUCUUCGACGAGCGCCUCCAGAAGGAGCUCAAGCUUAAGAUGGUCUCAGAUGUCACGUCCCGCCCUUCGCCAUUCCACCCGUCCGCCAGGGUGUUGGACAGCCUCCCAUUUCCCCACCACCUUCACCCGCUUACGUACUUUUACGGUGGGCUCGGCCUCUCGGCGGCUCUGACGGCGGAGCACCUGAAGUCCUGCCAGUCCACCUUCAGCUCCAUGCUGGCCCCGAGAACUGUGGCAGGGAGCCCUUUCAGCAUAGACAGCAUCCUUAGCCGCCCGGGGCCCGUAAGCUUUCCUGCGCCCCACCGGCCGUCUCCCUACUUUCACUAUCCCGGAAUUCACCCGCACCAUCCAGAACUUUUGGGUCACUACCCUCAUCCAUUCAGCGGCCUGCUGAGUCCUGUCGACCUGGUCAACGCCGGUAGCCAGAAACGAAAGCGUCGCCACCGGACAAUCUUUACAGAAGAGCAGUUGGAAAGGCUGGAGGACACCUUCCAGAAGACCCACUACCCGGACGUCAUGAUGAGAGAGGAGCUGGCCAAUAAGGUGGACCUUAAAGAGGAGAGGGUCGAGGUUUGGUUCAAAAACAGACGCGCCAAAUGGCGAAAGCAGAAGAGGGAACAGGAGGCAGCAGAGAAGCGUGUCGGCGACUGCGUGGGCUCAUCUCGCUCGAUGACUAGGCCCCACACUGGUGACAGCACUGGUCGGGGCGCCACGUCUUUCGAAGACGAUGAUGACGACAGGGAGGGCUCCAUCUGCGUGGACGGGGAGGACACACACGACAUGGCGGAUGAACGCGACGACCGCUCUCCUGAUCCUCGGCUCGAGCCUUCCAUGGCGAUGGAGCAUCCCCAGGGGUACCCGUCCGCACACAUGAGACCUCCACAGUGCUCGGCCCUGGAUCUCAAGCGGCUGCAGGACCAGGGUCCGAUGCAGAUGCCGAAAGAUGGAAACAGCUCCACGGAAAGUCACGAAGACUACUCUGACGAAGAGCUAUCCCCGUGACCUUGACCUCAUCGCUGCUGCAGACGAUCAAAACUCUGAAACAUAGAAACGUUAACUAUGUCUUCACAAAACAAACUAGGUAUGAGAUUAAGACAGUUCUCACAAUUUGUAAUCAAGAUCCUAAAAGUUUGAGGCUCGCUCAUAUAUGUGAAUCUAAGAUUGACCCUAUGAGUUUGAGAAUCCCUCAUCUAUGUGAAUCUAAGAUUGACUGUAAAAGUUUGGGACUUCCUCAUCUAUGUGAAUCUAAGAUUGACCCUAUGAGUUUGAGACUCGCUCAUCUAUGUGAAUGUAAAGAUUUAUUGCAAUCAAUGUUUGAGUGUUUAUUUUUCUUUGUCAUGCCUAAAGACGUUUUUGAUGCAAUGUGCAGGCUAUUCCGGAGACCUAGAUGUCAUCAGGACAUUGGACAUUUUAUAAGGUGGACAUUCAUAAACAUAUCAUAUAAAGACAUUUCUUUUCAUAGACAAUGGGGAUGUAGCUGUCUGUUGGCUGUGUGUGGUAUAUGUGUGUAUGUGUGUGGUCUAUGUGUGCAUGUGUGUAUGUGUGUGGAAAGACAAGUGCUGUGUACAUAUGUUUUUUUGUUUGUUUGUUAUUAGUUUAGUCUCCAGACCAGUGUUUCCCAAACUGUGUUCCGAGACCUGAAUAGGUCCUCCAAGAACUACUGGAAUAAUUAACUAGUAGGCCACCACCAAUUAAUCUCUCUAAAAAUAAGCAAAGUGUUCCGCAGUGUUCCGCUAAAUACUUAGAAUGUGUGAAGUGUUCCUCUAUAAACCCAGAAUGUGUGAAGUGUUCCUCUAUAAACCCAGAAUGUGUGAAGUGUUCCGUUAAGGAAAAAGUUUGGGAAACACAGCUCUAGACUUAACUUCAUUAGAUAGUUUGAUAUAUAUUUGAGAUGUACACAAUUUAAACAAUACUUCGAUAAAUAGAUACACAGACAACAGGACUAUCAGAUGGACUGAAAGCCGAACAGACGGUCUGACUAAUUAUAUAGAUACUAUUCAACAACGUUACUUUAGGAGCCAGGUGUACUAACGUAUACAGGUGAGCCCAACCAUUUCCGCAAUGUAAAUCAGUCUUUGAGUAUCGAAGAUUAUCACCGAUAUAGAUCAAUACAAUUUUGUUCAUAAUCACGCGACGCGUUCUUCAAAAGAUAUUUCCACCAAUGGCAUAGCCGAAAGAUACAAUAAAGUGUUAAGACAAUGACUAAGGCGAACACACGCACAAAGGCAUUAGAACACUUCCCCGUGUCAGCAAUCGCCUAAUCUAUUCACUAACACCCUCCUACGCGGUACCCCCCCCCCCACACACACACCUACCUCCUCCGUUCCCAGUUAGACUGUGAGCCAGUGCGUUAGUCAUUGAAGUAAAAAAAAACAAACUUUGAUUCCAUCCGCCAUGAUCUAAGCUCCGGCUGGUCAUAAUUAAUGAGCUAACCAAAGCUAAAUGCAGCUUUCAAUACAACAGAGGCGACACCAGAUCAAUGAAAUCAUUAAACAAACAUCACCAACAGCUAGGUCUAGAGAACAAACAAAACAAAACAACAUGAAGCGAUUCCUUAGAGUCAUGUCACAUUGUAAAAUAACGUUCCCAUUUCAGACCUUGUGGCCUAUAGAGCAGAUGAUGUAAAGGUCAUCUGUUUCUGUGGCCCAUGGUUAACAAGGGUGUUAUGUGGCCAGCACAACGACCAACAGCCUUUACUUUUCCCUAACUAAGGUUAGAGCUGGGUGGGUUCAGAGGCGCCCAAAGAUUGUCACAUUGCAAUACAAAGUCAAUGAAAAGGCUACCUCUCCCUAAAAUGUGUCCUCUUAUAUCAAAAAGACUUUGAUAUCUACAAAUUAAUCUAGUCAUUUGAUGUUAGCCAGAGAUUAUAAAUGUAUUAAGUACUUUUUUUUAGCUGUCUGAUUCAGGCAGUCUACCCUAUGCUCGAAUGUCAAUCGGGAAGAAAGCGUACUUGGAUGCUUUCCGUGGAAUGUGUUGCAAAGUAUUUUAGGACAUGAUCAAUGUAGUUGUUAACUUCAUUGGAGUUUUUGGCAUUAUAUUUGAAUCUUUCCGUCUAGGACUCACCUCUGUGUACACACUCACCACUGUGUAAACAUUUAGAGCAAUCAUCUCUGUGUACACAAGUAGAGCAAUCAUCUCUGUGUACACAAGUAGAGCAAUCAUCUCUGUGUACACAAGUAGAGCAAUCAUCUCUGUGUACACACGUAGAGCAAUCAUCUCUGUGUACACACGUAGAGCAAUCAUCUCUGUGUACACAAGUAGAGCAAUCAUCUCUGUGUACACAAGUAGAGCAUUCAUCUCUGUGUACACAAGUAGAGCAAUCAUCUCUGUGUACACACGUAGAGCAAUCAUCUCUUAGGCUGUAAUAUAUUUCUUUCAAAUAUUACCAGAAACUUGUUGUUUCAUAAUAACAAUGUUAGGGUGUUUAUAUAUUCUGAUAGUUAAGUACCAUAAUAUUUGUAAAAUGUUUUAAUUCAUUUGAAAAAAAAAUUCUACUUUUUACACCAACGCAUACUGUAUGAUAUGAUUUUAGAACAUUUGGUGUAAAUUUCAUUAAAAGCAAGCUAUAAUUCUACUAGUUCUUGUUGAUAACCUGUCAGUGUCAAAAAGCACCUUCAGUGAAUAAUUUCUCGCGUCAGUAAUUCGAAUUUAGUGUUUUUUGAUGACAACAGCAGAGUUUUCAUCACAACCUUUUUUAGUGUCUGUCAUACUGAUGGUAUUGUGUCGUAAUUACGUUAAUUGUUUUAUUAUUGCAAAGAGUUACAUUUUUUAAACAGUACUAACGGAAAAUAAAAGAUACAACUGUAUGUGAUUAAUGCGUAUCUGUGGGAGUUACUGAAAUUGACGAAAGAAUCUUUAUAGUAAUAAUAGCUCUAUAUUUAGGGUCACUUAUAGGAUAUUAAGUAGCGCUUAAAGAGAUGGAUCGUGAGAGAGAGUGAGAGAGAGAGAGAGAGAGAGAAAGAGAGAGAGAGAGAAAGAGAGAGAGAGAAGGAGUAUUGGAAAAAGGAUUUUUAAAAAAUUGGAAGGAGCUUGAAAAAUUAGAGCGUGUAAAUUGAUACACGCGCUUGUAAUCUUAAUCAACAAUUUAAAUUACUUCCCCUUUGUACCAUAUCAUACUAACACCAUCGACGUCACGUGAUCUGGCUUAGUGAGAAAAAUGGCGUCGCAGUCUAAAAACUACAAUAAAAAAAAACCCGACAAACAGAAAAAAAAACCUAAUUAUAGGACAAUGAAAAUAAGAAAAGAUAAAUUAUUAACUGUGUUUAUUCUAAAUAAAUUAGAAAUUGUUGAUUACAAUAGACUAGAGCACGAGUCUUGAAACUGUUACUUUGUAAAGUUCUCACUGUCUUUUAUUUCUUUGUCUCAAUUAGUUCAAUCAAAUCCAUUUCUUGUCUGUAGAGAAGUGAAUGUUGAAAGAAGAAAAAAAGUUGUUGGGAAUUAUAUUUCAAACUGGAACUUAAUGUGAACAUAUACAAAAAAAAAAAAAAAUGAUGAGCAUGUACAAAUGAGAGUUGGUUUCUGGUGCCUGAGAUGCAGAUGGUUGAUUUCAAAAUGUUUACC
Biomphalaria glabrata is the source of this 5289-nucleotide messenger RNA. Its product is annotated as homeobox protein goosecoid-like. Gene Ontology annotation, molecular function: RNA polymerase II transcription regulatory region sequence-specific DNA binding; DNA-binding transcription factor activity, RNA polymerase II-specific. The record is from RefSeq and is a predicted model, not a curated record. Gene Ontology annotation, biological process: regulation of transcription by RNA polymerase II. Lineage: Eukaryota; Metazoa; Mollusca; Gastropoda; Planorbidae. The coding region runs from base 682 to 1731 and encodes 349 amino acids. The transcript is spliced from 4 exons.